This is a messenger RNA of Plasmodium adleri (nom. inval.), 5187 nucleotides long. RefSeq names its product ubiquitin specific protease, putative. Bases 1 to 5187 code for a protein of 1728 amino acids. Gene Ontology annotation, molecular function: cysteine-type endopeptidase activity; cysteine-type deubiquitinase activity. The transcript has 2 exons. The record is from RefSeq and is a predicted model, not a curated record. Gene Ontology annotation, biological process: protein deubiquitination. Lineage: Eukaryota; Apicomplexa; Aconoidasida; Haemosporida; Plasmodiidae. Gene Ontology annotation, cellular component: cytosol; nucleus.
AUGAUAAAAGACAAAAAGUUCAUUAUAGAAAAUAUUAAUAAUAAAGUUAUAAGUAAAGAAAAUAUGACAAAAAAAGGGAAGAAAUUAUGCGAACUAAAGGAGUUUCAUAAUAUAAAUGACAUUAAUAACAAUGUCUUAAUAUCAAAUAAUAAAUAUAUAUUAAGUGAUUUAAAAAAAAAUGAUAAUAUUUUACAAAAUAAUAAAAAUAUCCCUUUAAAUAAUUCAACCUUAAAUUUUGUAAAGGAUAUAGGACAACAUGAUUAUAUAAAUAUCAAUCAAGAUUAUACAAAUAGUAGUAAUAAUAAUAAUAAUAAUAAGGAAGAAUGUACCAAUAAUUUUAAUUAUCCUAACAAUAUAGUAAAAAAUAAUAUGAUAGCCAAUCAAGACACUAAAACAAAACACACACGUUGUAAUAUAAAACAUAUUAACGAUUUUGAAUCUAAUGAUAAAAUUAAAAAUUGUACAACUAGUAUAGAAAAUAAUUAUCAUAAUAAUAUUAUUAAUAUAAAAAAUUUAAACAAUUUAAAUAAAAAUGAAAAUAAUCAUAUAAGUGAAAACUUUGAAGAAAAUAUAAAUAUUCAUUCUAAAUUAAAAAAAAAAGGUACCUAUAUAAAAAAUUGUCAUGUGGAAAAUUAUAAUAGACCUGUAAAUGAUAAUUAUAAUAACAUUUCAAAAGAUGAUAUAAAAGAAAAUGAAAACAUAAAUUCAACAGUUUAUUAUCAUAAUAUAAAUAAUGAUGAAAAUGUAACUAGUAAUCAUUGUAAUAUAAAAGAUGAUACAAGUUUAGACAAAGAUAUGAAGGAAUACUUAAAAAAAAGAAAUAUACAUAUGUCCAAUUCUAAUAUGAUUAUUAAUGAGUUAUAUAAUAAUUUAAUAUAUGAUGAAUAUUCAGAAAAUUUAUUAACAAAAAAUGGAAUGAAGAAAAAGGAUCAUAUGGAAUAUUAUGAAAAACAAAAUGUUCAUAUGCCAUCAAAUGAAGAAUCAACAAACAUAUGUAUUGAUAUUCCUGCAUGUUGUCAAAUAGUAUAUGACAAUACAAAUAAUGUAAUAGAUGAACAAUAUAAUGAUUCUCAAAGGGAUACACACAAAUGGUAUAUUGAUAAAACAAACAAGAAUAAAUUAAUAUAUCACAUAAAUAAAAAUUUAAUAUUCUUAAAAAGAAUACAACAAUAUUUUUUUCAAAAGUAUAUUAAUAUAAAAUUUUCAAAUGAUACUAAUGAUUAUUAUUAUUUUAUACAUUUAGAAUGGUUUAAUAAAUUAAAGAAAUUCAUUAACAAUGAAUCUAAUGAUUUCCCAGGUUCUAUCUCUAACUGGGAAUUAUACGAAUACACACAUGAUGAUAUUUUGAAAAAUUAUAACAUAUCAGAAAAUAAUAAUGUUUUUUCUGAUGACAAUAAUAUGAAUGAUAAUAUAUAUUUAAAAAAACAAUGUUUAAAAAAAAAUUUAAAAGAAGGAAAAGAUUAUAUAUGUACAAAUAAAUACAUAUGGAGAUUUUUACAAUUUUUAUAUAAUGGAGGGCCAUGCAUAAAAAGAAUAUCUAAUAAUAUAUAUAAUACAUUUAUACCUAUAUCUUAUAAUGAUAUAAUGAAUAAUAAUAUUAUGUAUUUAUUGGAAUCAAGAUAUAUCAAAAAUGUAUUUGCUUUAUUUAAUUAUAUAGACCAAACACAUAUAUAUAAUGAAACCAAAGGGCAGGAACAUGAAUUAUAUAAAAAUGAAUAUUAUGAUGAUCAUAAUAAUUUAAAAUAUAAUAAUGAUACAUAUAAAUAUGAUUAUAUUUUAGAAGAAGAAAAUGAAAAAAAAAAAUAUUGUGCUCAUAAUUAUCAUGAACUUUUACAAUUUUAUAAUUUAACAGAAAAAGAAAAAAAUAAUAUACUUUAUAUUGAAUAUGAUGAAAAACAUAUUAAUAAAGAAAUUCUAGAUAAAAUAAAAAGAAUAAAAAAUAAAAAUAGUAAUAAUAAACACAAUCUUAUUUUUUCAAAUGAUGAAAAUUUUUCUAGUGAUAGUAGUAAUAUGUUUAAUAUAAUUAAUAUUAAACAUAAUGAUAAAUUGAAUGAACAAAAAUUAUUCUUAUUAGAAAAUGACAAAAUAUGUGCUAAUUCACAUAUGAGUUCAAAUAUGAAUCAAACUGAGUAUAUAUCAUUGGAUAAUUUUGAUUGUGAUGGAUUAUUACAUAACCCUCAUAAUUUAUCAACAAAUCUUCUUAAUAGUAAUGAAAUGGAUAUUAAUAUUGAAAAUAAUGAAAAUAAUGAAAAUGUUGAUAAUAAUGAAAAUUUUGAUAAUAAUGAAAAUGUUGAUAAUAAUGAAAAUUUUGAUAAUAAUGAAAAUGUUGAUAAUAAUGAAAUUGUUGAUAAUAAUGAAAAUGUUGAUAAUAAAGAAAAUGUUGAUAAUAAUGAAAAUGUUGAUAGUAGUAAAAUGUUCAUAAAUUGUAACAAAUCUCAACGAUCGAAUAUAAAAAAGAGUAACAGCACGAAUAGUAAUAGAAGGAAUUACAAUAGAAACAAUAAUAACAAGAACAACAACAAUAAUAAUAAUAAUAAUAAAAAUAACAACAAUAAUAAUAAUAACAAUAAAAAUAACAACAAUAAUAAUAAUAAUAACAAUAAUAAUAAUAAUAACAACAAUAAUAAUAACAAUAAUAAUAACAAUAAUAAUAACAACAAUAAUAACAAUAAUAAUAACAAUAAUAAUAAGGAUGAUAACACAAGCGAUAAUAAUAAUAGUAAUAACAAUAUAGAUAAAGAGAAAGACAAGAAAAAUAAAACAACAAAUAACAAAAAGAAUCAGAAUGAAAAAUAUGAUGAAAACAAAAAUAAGGGUAACUUAAAUGGUAGUGUAGAAAUACAUGAAUUUAAAAGAGAGUUUGUAGAAAAUAAUCAUAUUAUAUAUAAUGAUUUAUAUAAUAAUAGAAAUGACAAUAAUAGUAUUGAUGAUAAUAAAAAUAAUGUAGAAGAUAUAAAUAAAAUUAAUGAUAGAAAUAUAUAUCUUAGUCCAAAUAUAAGUGCCAACGAAAUGAAUAUAAAUAAUUUUAAUAAAUCAUAUAAUUCAAGUAGUAAUAAAAAAAAUUCUAUCCCUUGUAAUUCAUCCAAUGGUAAUGAUAUAUAUAAAUCGUGUGAAGAAUAUAAUAAUGAUAAUGAAAAAAUCUCAAGUAAUGGUUAUCUAACAACUACUGAGAGUCAAUCCAAAGGCACUACUGAUGGUAAUACGGAGAGGGGUUCUAUAUGUGAAUAUGAAAAUGAUGAAAAAAAUAAUAAUAAAAGUAAGAUUAAUAAUAAGAAGAAUGAAAAAAAUAAGAACGAAAAGAAAGUAUAUUAUGAUAGUAUAGAAAAUUUAGAUGAUGUAAUAAAAAAGAAGAAACAUAUAAAAAAUACCAAUAAAAAAACACAAAAUAAUACACAUAGUAAUAUGAUAUCUUCAUCGAAUUGUGCUGAAGAAGAUGUCAAAGAAAAAAUAAAUAAUAAUCUAGAUAAAACACAUUUGAAUAAUAUACAAAAUAAAAAUCAUAAUAUUAAAAAGAAUAAUAGUACUAUACAAAAUGGAAGUAGUAUAAAAGGUAAUGAACAAAAUGUUAAGAAUAUAAAUAAUAUAAAUAAUAUAAAUGAAGAAAACAAAAUCAUCAAUUUGGAAAAUCAUAAAAACGAUCAAAAGAAAAAAAAAUUAAAUGAUAUUGAUGUAAAACAAAAUGAUUUAAAAUCAAAUAAUGCGCAAAAUAACAUAAAAAUAGAUGAAACAAAUAAUAAUAGUAUGGAUCCACAACAAAGAUGUAACCUUAUUUCUGUCCUUAAUAAACAAAAGGACCAUAAAAAUAAUAUGUCUAAUAAUAAUAAGAAAGAUGAUGACGAUGAUGAUCAGAGUGUUUAUUCAAGUAACAUUACAAAUACAAAUAGUAGCAGCUUACGUAAUAGUAGUAGUAGUAGUAGCAGUGGUGAAAAUAAUAGUUUAUAUAAUGAGAAUGAUAUUUCUAAAUAUAACCUUUUUAAUAAUGAUAAUGAAAAUUUAAAAAACUUGUUAGUAUCAAAUAAUAACAGCAAUAAUAAUAUUAAUAAUAAUAAUAAUUUUAAAAGAGAUAAUGAAUCAUCCAUUAAUUAUCAUACUUCUAUUAUGACAAAAGAACAACCUGCUGGUAUUAUUAAUUAUUCUACCACAUGUUAUAUCAAUGUAGUUAUGCAAUGUUUAUCAGUUUUUUUCAAACUAAUAUAUACAUUACAUAAUUAUGUAAGUGUAAAAUAUAAAAAUGUUAAUAUGUCAAGUGAUGAAAAUGAAAAUAUGAAUUCAUCUUUUAUAAAUAAAAAUUUCUUUACCAAUAGUAUACCUUUCAAUAUUUUUGGAAGUAAUAAUAACAAUAAUAAAAAAAAGGAUGAAUGUCUAUUAUUAACAUUCUCUUUUAAAUUAUUUCAACUAAGUAAAAUGCAUAAUAAAGGUAAAGUAUUAUGUGUUAAUAAAUUAUUAAAUCUUCUAAAUGAUAAAUAUUCAUACCUAUUUGAAUAUAAUGAACAACAAGAUUGUCAUGAAUUUCUUCUUCUCGUAUUUGAUUUUAUACACAAUAUGGUGAAAGUAAUUGAUGAGUCAGUAGAUAAAAAUAAUCAAAUAGAUUUUUAUCUAAAAAAAGAACAAUCUAUUAUAUCAGAUUUAUUUUUAGGUUUAAUAGAAGAAAAAAUUACAUGUUCACAAUGUGAAUAUGUUAAUUAUAUAUAUCAACCUGUUUAUAACUUAAGUGUAAAUGUUUUUAAAAAAAAUCCAGAAAAUAAUAUAAAUGAUAAUUUAAUAGAAUAUUUUAAAAAAGAAGAAGUCAAUUCAACUUGUGAAAAAUGUAAAUGUAAGAAAAUGUUUAAAUAUUCAUGUGUAUACAAACAACCAAAUAUUCUUAUUAUACAUUUAAUUAGAUUACAAGAAGAUGGAUCAAAAAUUGACAAGCCAAUCAAAUUUGAUAUGGCUGAUUUUACUAUUGAAAAUGUUCUCAAAAAAAAAGAUAAUCAAUUCAUUGAACCCAUCAAAAAAUAUAAUCUCUGUGGAGUAAUAGUACAUAGAGGUUUGAAUUCCAAUUGUGGUCAUUACAUUUGUUAUACCAAAAGGAAACAUUCGAAUGGUGUCAACGUGUGGUACAAAUUUGAUGAUAGUACGGUAACCUCUGUUGAUGUUGAAGAAGUUGAAUCGGCCAAAGCUUAUUGCCUUUUUUAUCAGAGUCAAUAA